This is a messenger RNA of Hermetia illucens (black soldier fly), 2148 nucleotides long. RefSeq lists its product as uncharacterized. NCBI's taxonomy places the organism in Eukaryota, Metazoa, Arthropoda, Insecta, Diptera, Stratiomyidae. Gene Ontology annotation, molecular function: growth factor activity; Toll binding. The transcript is spliced from 7 exons. Gene Ontology annotation, biological process: innate immune response; central nervous system formation; regulation of Toll signaling pathway. Bases 261 to 1433 code for a protein of 390 amino acids. Gene Ontology annotation, cellular component: extracellular region. The record is from RefSeq and is a predicted model, not a curated record.
UGAAUCGGUUGCUGGUUGGAAUGCUGGCUUACAACGAAGAUCGAGUCAAGGUUUGAGUUUACUACUAUUCCAUGACCUUCUUAGUUGAGCGGAAUACGCCGAACGGAACGGUAUGAAUUGCUGGUGAAUAUAUCGCGUAACAUUAUAUCUUCAUAGUGGUGUAGAGUGCGCUUUCGAGAGCUGAGAAAAAAGUUUAGUUAACAGACGGUUGAAAAAGAUAAGAAAAAUAUUCUACGCGAGUGAAUAAAGGUGUUGGAGCGAUGGAUUUAAGAUUUGUUCUGAUUAUUAUAGCGUUAACAUUAUGCAUACAUGCUCGCGAACAAGAUAUGGUGGACGAUGAACCACCGGAAGGAUACUAUGCCUUUGUCGAAUCGCCUUCAGCCACGCCACCGAAAGUUCGACCCCCACCAUACAUUCAUGUAAAUGUGGACUGCAAAAAUAUCCAUAACAAAAAGUCAUACGUAUCUGUUAGCAAUAUUUGUGGAGAUUUGAAUAAAGGGCAAAUACCCCGAAACCCGUUGAGGCAAAAUGUUUUAGGCGAGCCAUAUCCUUUUGAACUUAUCCGAAAUCAGACACUUAAGUUUCUAUCUAAAACUUUACCUGUACUCAAGGCCGACGAUACUCUACCUAAAGUAACUCAGAUUAUUCCCGAUGAGCCAGUGGAGACAAUAGAUAACAAUGGAUUGGAUACCAGAUAUCAUGUGAGAACUAAACGGGAUGCACCAGAAGAGGGUAACGACGAAGAAGAUAUCCAAAUUGAACAAAAGACUGAAGAGAAAAGAUCACCACGAAAGUUCUGUGACGGAGGUGGAGUUUUUUGUACCUUAUAUCGUGCAAUCAACGGUGACAGCCCACAACCGAUCGCAGCAGCUGAACGUAGGGAAGAACCCGGCCCAAUUCGAUAUGAGGGACCACCAACCCCGUGCCCAGCCAAAGUAGAAUACGCAACCCCAGUGUUUGCUAAGAACUAUCAGGGAUCAUGGCGAUAUGUAGUGCAAAUACCAUACGAAGGCUACUUCACACAAACAGUUGAGGUAACCAGAUGUCUUCAAGCAAGGUGCCAUUAUUUGGACGGAGGUUGUUUAUCUUCUCCCCGCUGGGUUAGCCUUUUAGUUGCCGAGAUAUUCUACCCAAAUACCGAAGAUCAAUUUGGAGCGGGUCAAUCAACUACUCCAUCCACAACAGCACCCUCUGUUCAAGAUUUCCAAGCGUACCAACAAUAUCUGCAAAAACGAGCUGGGGUUGCGACAUCGUCAGAUGGGGUGAAUAAUGAUUCGAGUCCAAAGCCCCCGCAUUGUGACGGACAUGAUGAAAUUGGGUGCUUCCAGGUGCGCCUCUAUUACGAUUGGUUCCUGAUUCCUGGAUCGUGCAAAUGUUGGAGACCUGAUUACUUUGCAAAAUAUGUUCGACGAAGGUCCAGCAGUGAUUUGUAGAUUAAGUGUGUUUAUAAGUUAUAUUUCGUUAAGGUGGUUUGAAGGAUAUUCGAAGUGUUUAACAUGAAAGUUGAAAAUGUCAUGUCGAUUUUUCUCAUGAAUCUGCAACAAUCUAGAAAUCUUUUCACUAUUUUAAAGCUGGAAACAUGCCAAAAGUGUGGAAAGAUUAAACUAGAUUUGUAGCCACUUCACAUACGAGGAGAAAGACUUCAUUUGGAUCAUUGAACCAUACAUUCGCCGCUUUCGAAAUUUCAAAGAGUGAAAUGGGAAAGAGAAUGUAUGAUUAUUUAUUUUUCUCAACUUUCAUGAUAAACUCGAGAUUUUGAAAACGUGAAAAUGCAUUCGUAAUUUCAACUAACUAGAAACGAUACAAGAUAUGUGAUAUUGAUUUAUUUAUUCAUAUUUUGUUAAGCAUUCUGCACAUUAUUUUUGGGACAAUAUUUCUACCACUUGGUUUCGGUUAACACAUGAGUGCACAUCACAUAUUCUUGGUUCGUUUAGUUCCGUUCAAAUUGCUUGAUGCGUUGUUUUUCAUUGCAUUUAUUUAUAUUUAUUCGCAUGCAUUGUAUAUAAACUGUAAGUGAUAGUUAUACGUUUGCUCUAUUUUCUGAUAAAUACUGUUGUUAUCAAUAAGACCAAGAAGAGACCGAUAAUAAAUAUAAGAUGAACAUAAAUGGGGUUUUUAUUAUUUUUAUGGACUCGAUACGCUAUGAUU